This is a messenger RNA of Paramormyrops kingsleyae, 9231 nucleotides long. RefSeq names its product signal-induced proliferation-associated 1 (gene sipa1). Gene Ontology annotation, biological process: regulation of small GTPase mediated signal transduction. Gene Ontology annotation, molecular function: GTPase activator activity; protein binding. Gene Ontology annotation, cellular component: cytoplasm. The record is from RefSeq and is a predicted model, not a curated record. Lineage: Eukaryota; Metazoa; Chordata; Actinopteri; Osteoglossiformes; Mormyridae.
UUUAGCUGUGAUGUGUGUGGAAUAGAAACAGCAAGACAGAGAGAGAGAGAGAGAGAGAGAGAGAGGAAGAGGGAGGGAAAGAGAGGGGGAGAGAGAGAGAGAGAGAGAGGGAGAGCAAGUCAGCCUGCUUCUUUUGACUGAGCGAUUUGAUGGGAAAAAUAAGCUCGCUAACAGACUGAACCCGGAGAGGAAAUAAUACUGAUAAUCGGGGAAAGGAGCAGGAAUGAAUUAAAGCCCAACCGAUGGGAGCGACAGCAGGGGAGAUGGCCACCAUCACAGGAAGAGGUGUGACAAGGGACUGAGAUGAAACGGGAGAAGAAGGACAAGGGGUGAGACGUGAAGACGGCGCAAUGAAAACCCGAAGAGAUCCCCUAGGAGACACGGAGUAAAAACUUGCGGAGGAUGGGACCAAGAGGCUGAUGAGGGUCCCCUGUUUGUCAGGAGAGGAGCAUCGGUACAGCCCCAGUCUUUCCCAUUGAAUUUGGCUCGCUCCCCGCAGCUAGCUUGCCAGGUAGAUCACGUUUGCCUGUCCUCUUUACAAUGGGCAGGUUGGCAAAGUUGCAGGGGUCUUGCGACGAGCAGCCAAUCCACAAUGUCAGGAAUAGAGACGUUAGUUUUGUAGCAAAUCAACACGCCAAAUAAACAUGGAGCCAGGCUCGAUUUCUGGGUGUCCUAUACUGCCCGUGAUGGGAUACCAUGUUUCCAUUCCUCCUUGCUCCUGAGGAUGAACUGACGAUUUAAUCUGCCUCAAGGAUCUUUCCCUUGUCUUCCCCCACGGAAGGCUUUUUGGAAAGCUACCUGAAUUGUGAAACUUGCAAAGAUUAGCUGUGAAUGAAGAAGUCGGCUUGGUUUUCUGGUACAUAAGCUAAGGUUUUGGGUAGCCAGUGUCAUACUGCUUGUUGGUCAGCAUAUGUGUGUGAGUGUGUAUCCGUCCCCAUCUCCUAACACGGCCCACCUUGAAGCGAGUAGAAAGUGAAGAGGAGCACGCCAAGGAUAAGCUUGAGAGGAGUUCACAAGCAAGGCUGAAGCAAUCAUGCAGUCGGACGACCUCUUCAUCCGCAAGUUCCGCCGACAGAGUCCCAGGCCCCCCGUAGCAUCGGUCAGCUUCGACCCCAAGCGUGACAGCGGUGUUCGGACACGGGUAGCUGAGUGGCCUCCCAGAAAAGAUGAGGAUGCGCCGGAUGGAGAGAGCCUGACAACUAGCCGGAUUGGGUUGAACCUACGAGCCUUGGGCCGGGGUCACAUCAUGCAGAGGAGCAACAGUGACGUCACGCUCGGGGAUCUGGACUCCUCAGCUAAAGGAGCAGGGAAGGUAGCCAGAGCAGGAGCUGAAAAGGCUGGGUCAGGAGAUGCCAGGGUGCUGGGGGACCCUGGGAUGGCACUGCACAGGGAGUACGGCAGCCUCUCCUCCCUGGAGCGGCAGACACAAGCCCAAGCACCCAGCAGUGAGGAUCAAGGUCCACUUAGCCCUGCUUCUCUACACUUCAAGGACCCUUUCCUUCUUCUCGGGCUGCAGAAUUCCGCCCCGGAUCCUGAAGGCUUUUUCCGGGGGCUUUCCACCCCUGCUGUGGUGGACACCACAAAACCGGUCAAGCCUCCUAAGCCGGAGGUGCAAAGCAAGAAGUCUAAACCCACCCCUCCUCUGGUCCCCCAGACAGUUCCUGUUGACAACCUGGGAGGAGGUGCCUGGGUGCGCAACUUUGCGCACUAUGAUGUGCAGAGCAUCCUGUUUGACCUGCAGGAAGUGGCGUCGAGCAGAGACAGCAUCGGCCGCAAAAAGAACAUCACCUCAGGGGCUUCAGCAGCCUCCCAGUUGCGACCCCCGACCCUGGGGGGCCCUCCCUCACCCUCUCUAGGAGGGAGUGGAGCUGGCAGCGCCGAUGACCCAGAGCAGUUGCUGCUGCCACUUGAUGAGGGCGACGGCAACGGCAAUGACCUGCUCCUCAGCUGUCCACACUUCCGGAACGAGAUGGGUGGCGAGGAACGGGCAGGCCUUGGGCGGGCACGAGAGCCAGGGGGACUGCGGCCAAGCCUGCAGUGCCCCAACGAUGCCGUCUCUGUCCUGGAAGAGCCUAAGGAGAGCCAUGUGCAACAACAGGGCAAGAGCAACUUCUUCAUUGAGUUUGCUGACCUGGGAGCCCACUAUUACCGCAAGUACUUCUACAUGAAAGACCACCAGAAUUUCUUUGGCAUGGAUGACCGCCUUGGACCGGUGGCCAUCAGUUUCCGCCGGGAGGAGAAAGAAGGUUCCAGUGGUGCCCAGUAUAAUUACAGGAUCAUCUUUCGUACCACAGAGCUGAAGACCCUCAGGGGAUCAGUCCUGGAGGAAUCGGUGUCCUCGGCUGCUCGCCACACCACCCCUCGUGGCCUCUCCCCCAAGCGGCUGCUGGAGCACAUUAUCCCAGAGCUGAACCUGCAUUGUCUGCGGCUGGCCUCCACCUCGCCCAAGGUCCGGGACACCUUGCUGAAGCUGGACGAGCAGGGGCUGAAUUUCCAGAGGAAGGUGGGGGUGAUGUAUUGCCGGGCCAGCCAAAGCUCUGAGGAAGAUAUGUACAACAACGAGAACGCUGGACCCGCCUUCGAGGAGUUCCUGGACCUGCUGGGCGAGCGCGUUCGUCUGCGAGGCUUCGAGAAGUACCGGGCCCAGCUUGACACCAAGACGGACUCCACGGGCACCCACUCCCUGUACACCCGGUACCAGGACUACGAGAUCAUGUUCCACGUGUCCACCAUGCUCCCGUACACAGCCAACAACACCCAGCAGCUACUGAGGAAGAGGCACAUCGGCAACGACAUCGUGACCAUCGUCUUCCAGGAGCCCGGCGCCCUGCCCUUCACACCCAGAGCCAUCCGAUCCCACUUCCAGCAUGUGUUCAUCGUCGUCCAGGUCCACCACCCAUGCACUGACCGCACCUACUAUAGGGUGGCCGUGACACGCUCCAAGGACAUUCCGCUGUUUGGGCCGCUGUUCCCGAAGGGGGCACGCUUCCCUCGCUCCACGGCAUUCCGGGACUUCCUGCUGGCCAAGGCCGUGAAUGCGGAGAACGCUGCUGAGAAGUCCGAGAAGUUCCGCUCCAUGGCCAUGCGUACGCGGCAGGAGUACUUGAAGGACCUGGCAGAGAACUACGUCACCACCACGCCCAUCGACUCCUCCACCAAGUUCCCCUUGCUCUCGCUGGGUGGCAAGCGCAAGGACAAGCUGAAGGGAGCCAAGGGGGCGGAGCUGCACAGUGCCGGGGCCCUGGUGUGGGCAGUGACGGCACAGGGGGACGGCAUCCUUGGGCAGAGCUCGCCCUGUCUGCUGGGCGUGUCCGCCGAGUCAGUGGUGCUAAUCGAGAGGUGCACCCGAAGGGUGGUCUUCAACUGCUGCUGCCGUGACGUGAUUGGCUGGAAGGCGAUGAUGGAUGGCGGCGGUAGGGGCGGGGCUAGUCUCGAUAUCUUCUACGAGAGGGGGGAAGUUGUGUCGGUCAGCGUCCCUGAGAGCCAAACAGAGGACAUUCGGGAGGUGGUGCAGAGGCUCGAGAUAGUGACCAGAGGCUGCGAGGCGAGGGAGGUGAUGCCGCUGCGUGACGGAGCAGGGCAGCCCGGCUUCUCUCUGAGUGAGGAAGGCUUUGUGACGGACCUCCAGCGGUUUGGCUACGCCGACAGCGGGGGCCUGCAGCUGGCCGACCGGGUGGUGCGGCUGUGCGGCCAGCCGCUGGUGUCCCUGGAGGCAGAGGCCAGGGUGUGCCUACUGCGAUCCGCCCCCAAAAUCCAGCUCACUGUCAUCCCGCCGGAUGAGAACGGCAAGCCGCGCAGGAGCUUUUCCGAGCUGUAUCAAAAGGCCAUCCAGGAUGCAGAGCGCAAGGCGGGGGAGGAGCCGACCGGGGAGGCCUGGGUGCUGGACGAGAGGGAGGAUGAGGAGGAGGAGGAGGAGGAGGAGGAGCAGGAGGAGGAAGGGGUGGAGGGUGAGAAAGGGGAUGCGGAGCCUCCCGAAAGCAGGGACGACCCACCUGUGGCGACAGCACCAGAGGAUGGACAGCGGGGAUCCCGACCAUCCUCUCCAAGCCUCCCCCUUGUACAGACCACCUCGCUCCAGGACCAGCCCACCACCGAGACCCUGGAAGUCAGUACCUCCCCACCAUCACGCAGCUGCUCCCAGGAGAGGCACGGCACUUACCAGGACUCUGGCGAUGGGCCAAUGAGCGAAGACGUGGACAUGGGGGCGGAUGAGCCAGCCUACGAGAAUGUUACGGAGCUACGCGACGCCACGCCCGACCUCAUCUUGGCGGCCAAACCCAAGGUGCCACUAGACAGCCAGGAGCAGCAGAUGCAGUCUGUAGGGCUGGAGGAUCUACCCUCGUCCAGCGACCCCUCCCAGUCCCCAGGAGGGCUCACUGGCCCGGAUAGAGCCGACCGCAACUCCCGGGCCCUGAGCCUACACAACUCCAUCACCAAGAUCCUGUCGGAGACGAGUGAAACCUCUGGGAAAGACUGGCAAUCCAUCGCGGAUUUGGCCACAGCCUGUCGGAGUAUCCUGGAGGCCUUGUCCCGAGAAGAUCGUAAAACAGACGGCCCAGGGCCUGCGGAGGGCGCUAAUGUUCCAGGACAGAUGGAGGCUAAGCUGAGAGACAUAAAGGAGAGCAGUGAUUCCCCAGGACAUCUGGAGGAAAAGGUUUCCCAGCUAGAAGCCAUGCUGAAGAGACUUCAAGAAGACCUGCAGAAGGUAACAGGCUUCGUGGUUCUUCAGCCUCAGGAUGGGGGACUGUUGACGAGAUUUUUUAUGGAGAAGGAGGACAAGGCGGUCCUCCAAGCGGAGGUGCAGAGCCUCCGACAGAACAACCAGCGGCUGCAGGAGGAGUCCCAGAGUACGGUGGCCCGGCUCAUCAAGGUGACUGAGCUCCUGUGUAGCGUGAACAAGCCUUGCUAGCUUCUCCCACAGAGCCCCGCCGACAGCUCCACCAGCGCAUCGUGCAUCCCAAACCCCCCCAGCACCCACCCCGAAAGACUGUCAACCCCUUGACCCAUGUCCGCUAACCUCUCCUCUGAUUGGCUGGCUCUGCCUGACCACGGUAUGCACACCCACCUUCUUUCAAAAACGGACUCCAGUGUUGCAGGACUGAGGAACUCUACAACGGGGAUGCAUUUGUGUGCGAGUCUGCGUGUGUCUGCGUGUGUGUGCGCGUCUGUGUGUGCGUGUGUGCGCACGUGCAUGAAUGUAGGUAUAUUUCCCAACUUCAACUUUGUCAGCAAGUUGGGCUAAUUAGCAAAAUGCAGAGUUUGUAGCUUUUAUGUAUAUGGUGAGAGCAUUUAUUGGAUAGCAAUAUGUUUGGUGGUUAUUUUGAAAUGUAUAUCAGAUUAACUUAAAGUCUAUACAUUUUUUUUAUAUAUCUGCUUCCUACAACUGGAUCAAAAGUCCUCAGUAUAUCUCCUGCAUUAGCAAUAGAAUCACAUCUGGACACAGCUGUCUGAUUCCCCUUCGAGCGAUCGCUUCUGCUGCGGUAUUGAGGGGUUUCUGUUCCACUCUAUGCAAAUCUCCCCUGAGCUGAGUCUGACCUCCUGCCCGGAAUCCAGAGCAAAAGCACGUCGGACAGAUUAAAUUAUGUCGUUAGGACGUCCUCCGCUUCACGCCCCCCCUGAGAUGGUUUAGCACAUAAGCCCCUUUUUCCUUGCAUAUACCUUUAUAUAUCUGGCUGGUAAUUUUUUUUGUUUUCAAGGUCCAACAAAAAAAGGGACUGGACCUAAGCGUGUACCGGGUCUGUGUACUGAUGUCGCUCCCUGGAAGUCAGUGUGACGUUCUCACGGAUUCACUCAUAGACGCGGAAGGGUGUGUGCGAUGAGAAUGGCGGACGGCAUUUAGGAUUUUUGCAGCCACGACAGUAGAGAGAGAGUCUGCCUCCUGCAGGUCACAUCUGUGAACGGACAAAAAAUCACAAUAAGCAGACCCCAGACCACUUUCCAAGUCAAGUGGGCUUUACAGUGGCACAAAAUAGUGCACCCCCAGGACCACAGUACCACAUACAACAGCAAUGACAAGGGGAGAGUUUUCAUGCUACCUUAAGUUAUUGGUUUAAUCCCUUCUGGAAGGCUCUGGUCAUGCCGGUGACCAUUCCCAAGCUGGAAAGACCAUCUUCACAACGAACGGCGGCCAUAUUGGUUCUAACCUAACAAAUUAUGGCUCUGUCGCUAGCACACCACGCCCAACCAGACUACCGCGAGUGGUGAGAAGAAUGCGCUCACGGCAUCCUAGCCUGAGACCCAAGGUGGGUCAGAUCUGAAGAACCGAAGAGAAGGAAGGACUCGUUUUCCUUGGGGACUUUAAUGGGACUCGUUUAUGUGAUCAAGUGGGUAUAUAACUAAGUAGAUAACCAAGUCAGAGUUUAAAGGUUAAGCUCAAUUACCUCAUCAGGUGAGAGUUCAGCUUGAAGGUUCCCGUCUGCCUGACACGGCGUCUCCCCCCCCCCCCCCCCCUGGAUCUCCGCCGGCUGGCGAGGAAGACGUCACCUUACUGACCUCCGGAAUCAUGGCACCUUGAGAUCUGUGUUCCUCCCUUUGAUAGGAAUCCCCUGCUUUCUGCUGCCAGAUGAGCGAACGGGGGGGCAGUAAAAUACGGGCCACUCGAGAGACCGUCCUCGUCGUCACCUCGGGGAAGCACGGCCGAGAAUCGACAGGUCAGACCACCCCCCCAAACCCUCAAACCGCACGUACGGUGCCAUGGGGCCACGUGAGCCAAAAUUCAGGGCUUGGGUGCAGGAGACAGUGACAGGAACAACAUUAUUAAAUGAGAAUCUGCGAUUAAUAUAAUGAAAGGUUCCGGGCUUCAUUCUGCAGGCAGUGGAGAUGACUCUGUCAGAGUGGGAUGCACUGUUUAAACACUGGGGGGCGCACCAGGCUAUUUGACAUACUAUGAACAUAUGUGUUGUAAAUACUUUUCUCCCGUCCUCUGGUAAUUUAAAAUAUUAUUUUAUUGAUUCUUAUUUUAUAGUCACUGUGAUUACCUGGUACCAGCAGAUUACAAUAUAUUGAAAUUAAAUUCUAUAGUAUAUCUAUAUGUACAUACAAGAUCAUGAUGUAUACUGAUGCUCUUUGUUACUUGAUGUACACUGGAGCGUAUUCAUAGCAGAUUAUUUAUGUCGAUGGAAUUAAAUGUGCCCUAACUAGAUAUUUACCCUGAUAUCCUAUUAGUCGAAGCAACGCGUCCUAUAAAAUUAUCGUAAGUGGUCAGGAAGAUGUUUCUCUCCCCCAGCCCCGUGUCGAUACUUUGUGUGUGAAGUUGUUCUCAAGUGCAAAAGACACACCGGGAGACUUCUGAGGUCAGCUGUAAACGUGUGUUUGUGCAAAGAAGAGUUUUUUUCUUUCCCUAAAAUCAAAAAACAAACAUGGCAUAAGGAGGAGCGUUGGCAUGUAUUCUGCAUAUUUGGGCCUUCUUGUCGAUACUACAACAAUAUUUGGGAUGGUGUGUUGAAAAGUCCCCUUUUUUUAAGGAAGGUUGUACCUGUUCUCCCUUUGUGCUUAUUUGAGGUGUGUCAUCUGUUGCUGUUUAAGGGUCAAUAUGCCCCAAAUUGCACCUUAACGGAUUAAAGAUUUUAAAAUAACUUUCUGAAAUAACCUUGAAACUUGAAGACAGGAAUGGAUAACACUAAUUACACAGUAAAGACAAACACGUAUUUUUUUUCCCCUACGUCGUGCCUAAGUAACCAUGAAAUAAUAUUCAUAUUUUGCCACAGACAUUUUAUUUUAAGCCGGGCUUGUCGGAAUAGCUGCUCCUCACUGGCUGAACGUACGUGAAGAAAGUCAUGGUGUUGCUCCGGAUUAGCCUUGCCCUCCAGUUCACCCUCAGACCCAACUACCCCGGGAUUCAUCCGGACCGGCCGGCCGUACUCCUGAUCGUGCAGGUGCACCCAUGCUAGGAUCGAAGACGGCCCCUUCGCGAUGAUCACUCGACAGAUGCCCCGUGACGAGACAGUUCCCGCGUCCCAGCCCACAUGUAGCAUCACGACGCCAUUCCCGGUUUUUGCUGCAGCCUUCCAAGCGGUCAGGCAUUGGGAGUUCGGAUGCCGUGCGGACCAAUGAUUGCCAGCGCGACAUCCUGGUCUGGAAAACCACACAAUCUACAUCAGGUGCUAAUCUGAGAUUCUAAACUCCACGUUCGGAUUGCUUGUCACAGACUGGCCUCCACUCGCACUCUUGCUAUGGGUCUCGCAUACUGUACGUUUCCCUGUGUGCUUACCUUCCCUCACAACCCAUGAGAAGUCACCGGAAACACCAACUGCGUCAAAUUGGCUAAAAAAGACACAGGAGGAAUUUGGGCCAUACCUCAUGGUAAUAUCAGUCAGGCUUGUGAGGACGGACGCGUAUCUCUCUGGAUUGGCUGUCUGGGUCUCUCCGUAUUUGAGCGUAUACGAUAUCUGAGGUCGUGUGCAAGAGGCGCGACGAAUAUGUGAAGAAUGAUCGGUAAGGAACAGUAAAUCAAUGGAGACGUUUCGUAAGGUCUGGUCAAUCUGCCACAAAUGUUUGCAAAGGUACAGCAAAUCUGCAAAAAUAUUCAGUAAGACGGUGAAUUUUCGGUAAGGGACUGUGAAAUCUGUAAAGAAUAUUCGGUAAGAGAUGGUGAAUCUGGAAAAAAAAAACUUGGAUAAGGGACAACUAAUCUGUAAAUAAUAUUCGGUAAGGGAUAGUGAAUCUAUUAAAUAUUCAGUUAGAGACAGUGAAUCUGCGAAGAAUAUUCAGUAAGUGAAUGAAUCUGUAAAAAAUAUUCGGCAAGAGACUUGAGUGUAAAAACUAUUCGGUAAGAGGCAGCCAAUUUGCAAAGAAAAUUCGUUAAUAGACAAUGAAUCUGUAUAGAAUAUUCAGUGAGAAACAGUGAAUCUGCAAAGAAUAUUUGGUAAUAGACAAUGAAUCUGUAUAUCAAAUUCGGUAACAGCCAGUGAAUCUGUAUAGAAUAUUCUGUAAGAGACAGUGAAUCCGUGACUAAGGUUCAAUAUGCUACUCUGUAUAGUGUUUCUCUUUGUAAUUUAGUUGUACGGAGCUGCCCUUUAUUUUGUGUGCUCUCCGCUACUGCAGAUUGGUGUUGGUGUUCAUAUAGAACAGAGCUGAUUGUAUUUGGAUCAGGGAGAAAAGAUAAACCAACAAGCAGACGAAAGAGCGACAGUUUGUCCUACUUUCCUCUCCUUCGUUUACUCUCCAGUCGAUCAACUCUUGUACAUAUAUAAUGGAGGACGUCUGGCAAUAAAGACCUUGUCUGAACUAUGA